This is a messenger RNA of Aspergillus mulundensis, 3015 nucleotides long. RefSeq names its product DUF1708 domain-containing protein. The coding region runs from base 1 to 3015 and encodes 1004 amino acids. The record is from RefSeq and is a predicted model, not a curated record. NCBI's taxonomy places the organism in Eukaryota, Fungi, Ascomycota, Eurotiomycetes, Eurotiales, Aspergillaceae. The transcript has 6 exons.
AUGCCGUCGUUUACUCGCUUCUUUCGGAGUAAAGACUCCCAUGCUGCGAAAAAGAGCUCAAAAUCCACCGCGGCAGAAGACACCGGCCCUGCGAAGCCAACAUGGACCGAUGCGUGGCAGCGAACAGAGAUCGCCCCAGAAGAGGUCCAGCAGCUGCUGAGAGCUUGCACCCAGGAACUCAAAGUACGAGCUCUCCAAACGCCGUUCAUGCUACUUCCGUUCCGUCCGAGCUCAGAUACAGUCACAGCGACUGCUCGCAACUUUAUUCGCAAUUACUUCAAUCAAUCAGUGAAAAGAGGCUCGCCGUUCGCCGGAGAUGAUUUGGCACAAGAACUUCGCCUUACCGACCCGAUGGUCUUAUGCAGCGUUAUGAAAUGGUGCUGGAGCAGACUCCCCGGAGGAGUUGUUACCUGGGAAGCCUACGAACUAUUCAAGGUUGGCGAGCAGGACUCCCAGUUCGCUCGCGACGCAUUCUCCACCUUUAUACCUAUCAGCGUGGACUCAGACGCUCGGGCCAAAAUUAUCUUUGACUUUUUCGACCUUCUAACAGCCAUUGCAGCGCACGGAAAGUCCAACGGUCUGGGAGGGCGAAAGCUUUCCCGAUACGCUGGAUGGUGGGCUUUCGAACAUGCGGAUACUGGAAAUGGCUUUGAAGCCGCCUACAAGAACUGGGCGAGUGCCGCCGACGCAACGAGCCAUUUGUUUUUUGCCUACCUACGCUCACUUUCUCCCGACGCUCCCCGCGGCAUGAACAGCAUAUCUACACUUCCCAUCGCCUUGCAGUCUCUGGUUCAAGCUACUGAGUAUCCGCCCGAAACGCCGACACUUCUUCAAGUCUCCACCACCAAAGUCGUCAUGAUCGUCGACACAGUCUCUCCUACCCCCUUCGCUUUACUACGCCGGGCAAAGAACUUCGAAUAUAGGGAUAGUGAUCAGCAUUUGCGGGAGUUUGCCGGCUACGAAGACCCCCUCAAAUCCCUUACCGAUGAGUGUCUUCGGGUUCUGAAAUGCAUUGCGUCUACUAACCAGUCUGCCGUCGAUGAGCCAAUUGUGGCAAACCGCGAUGCAUCAUGGUCAAGGUUCGAGGACCUCGGAUUCGGAGGCGCUAUUGAAGCCACAUUUGAGGAGAAUGGCGGCCCCUCCAGUUCCGCGCCCAAGGAGUUUGGGGGUAGCUUGAGAUCUGUACCUCAUUCUGGUGGCGGUGACCUCGGUCGUCCUACAACGCCCUCAUGGGCCGACUUCAUGUCAUCCGGCUUUGGUGAUGAGAACUCUUUCAAAUCCCCAGUCGCUCCCCUGCUUCUUCCGCCUGAUAAGGUACUACCUCCGAUUGCCACGGUGCGCGGCCAGAGCUCGCAGUCCCACAAGCGAGGUCUCAACGACGAACCGUCUAUUGACCCCGGUGAGUUGGCUAGUAUCACCACUCUUGACCUGGACGAUUCUUUCUGGUGGGUUUGGAUCAGCAGUUUGGCAGGUGAGGAGCCCAUCACACGAAAGGCGGUCUUUGGGCGAUGCGCUUUGCUCGAGACGAUUAUCAGAAACACAAAAUGGCUGGUGCUAGAGGAACAGGUCAAGGGUGCUGCGCCAGAGCCUGAUCCUGGCGCGUACAUUGUCGAAAAGAAACGGUUUUUCGGAUUCACAACUCGGAGGGGCAAGCUUUCGCGGCGCAAAUCCUCGGCUAAGAAGAUUAACUCUGUAGAGGACUCCUACAAGCGACCCAACAACCAAGGGCCGAAUAGCAAAGCUAGCAUAGCUCCAGAUCAACAUGCACGUAUCCAGGCUGCAGCCGCCGCUCUACAGAGAAAGCACCGGGAAGAGCAGGAGCUCGCGAAUGGAACGAAGUCCGCCGCAGCGCAGGAUUCUUACUCAACGAAGACAAACUCCGUGAUGACACUGCAGCCGUCUAUCUUGAACGAGGCAUCUCAGGCUAUGAAAUGGGCUAGCAACUACGACAAGAAUGCGUAUAGGACAGCCUACCUGAACGAUAGCCGUGCCGGCACGGGUGCCGUGACUGAAGAACCAAAGGAACAGCCUGCGUCCUCAAUAACAACCAGCACCAGACAGCCACCUCCUACUUCUCCCAGGAGCCCUACCUCUGCUUCAGCUAAAUCGGUGCCAACCGCAACUGAAAAGCCCACUGGUGACGCGAAGGCCAUCACUGAUUCUACAAAACAGCCGACCGUAGAAUCUCCGUCCCAAGAACCAAAAGAAUCUGCCGACCCGGAAUUGCCGCACAGGCUGAAGAAGACAGGAUUUAAGAAUAUGUUUGGAACGACCAAGAAGAAGGAUGUGGAAGUAAAGCAGCCUGUGAAGCCGGUAGAGGGUUCAGCUGUUGCUGCUGCCCGCGCUGCACUGGAGAGUAAAGCUAGGGCUUCGCAGGAGCAGCCGUCUAGUCGCAAUGGAACGCGUCUGAAAAAGAAGCCAGUUCCAGCCACAGUCCCUGCGAAGUUCAUCAAGCCCGACACCGAGGUGACGCAUGAGCCAGCAGCUGUUGCAGCUCCAGGGUCAGUGUCCAGCGCUCCGGCUCCGGCUCCGGCUCCGGCCCCGGAGCUCACGCCAGCUCCAGCUCCCGAAGCAAUGAGUGAUCAACCCAAAAUCCGGCGCGAGGCUGAGUACGAUGCUCUUUCUCGGGUAGACACCAACGAGCAGGUAGCAGCGGAUAAGGAAUUCUCGAGGUUUGACCAAGGGCCCUUAGUGGAACAGCCUGCGUUCGUUCCCGAAGACUCGCCUGUCGAGGAGGCGUCUUCUGAGGAAAAGCCUAUGGAGGAGCCUAAGGAGGAGCCUGAGCAGGAGCCCACCCCUAGCUCCCCGGUACGAGCCAACAACGCUUCUCAUGAUCGUUGGGCCCAGAUUCGCAAGAAUGCCGCGGAAAGGAUUGUUCAAGCUGAAGCUCGUCCAAUUACCGCUGAUGAAGAUGGCAACACCAGCGAGGAAGAAAGCUUCGAAACUCGCGCUGCCCGUAUCAAAGCAAGGGUGGCUGAACUGACCGGCAACAUGCAAGCCGCAAACCGGCCCUAG